Messenger RNA from Bemisia tabaci, 3798 nucleotides. Lineage: Eukaryota; Metazoa; Arthropoda; Insecta; Hemiptera; Aleyrodidae. The record is from RefSeq and is a predicted model, not a curated record.
GACACUAAAACCUGUUACAAGAAGAUUGAAUCUUAUGAAUAUCCAUUUUUUAUCGACACUCGAACGGAAGCUGAGAAAAUCCGUGAUGAGGUGGCCCAUCAUAGAAUAAGACUUGCAUACUUGGAACCUUAUGUAGAUCAAGAUAUUCCAAAAAUUGAACUGUCCACACUUCUAAAAUUUGUUGAUCGUUGUCAGAGCAUUGAAGAGCUGAAAACCAUCCUAGAAUCUUUUGGAACUGUCAUAGAGGAAAAUGAAAAUGGUGAUCUUUGUGUCGUCGGGAUGGAUGAUGAUUCAAGUGAAGAGGAAGAAGGAUACCUAACAGGUGAUGCUGAUACAGAGAAUGCAUAUUCUGAUUGGGGCACAUUCAAGGCCAAUGAGUGGCCUACAUCCCCGGCCUGGGAUGCAACGGCAGUCACCGAUGCAGACUGGGAUGCUUGGGAUGAGCCAGCUCCUUCUCAAAGUCGUCUUUCAUCUCCAAAUGAACACAUAUCGAGGGAACUCAAAGUUUCUGCUGUCCUAGAGACCAGUCACAUGGAAAUAGUAGAGACAAAUUCUCAGACAUUGACCAGACAAAAUCGUGAUCUUGAAGAAUUUCACCAUUUGAGUGAUAAGUCUCUCACAUCAGACCAUGAAAAAGACUGCGCUGGAACAAAACUCAGUGAACUUGAAGUUUCUUCAGUUCCUCAGAUUGACCACAUUGAAAGAGAAGAGAGCAAUCUUAAUAAUCUAACGGGAGAAAACUUGAGUCUCCAAAUAUUCCAUCAAAUAAAUAAUGCAUCUGAUACAUUACAAAAUGAAAGAAAUCCUCCAGAAAAGAAGUGUGAUGAACUAGUGAUUUCUCCAGUUUGUGAGCAGAACUGUACCAACAAGGGAGAAACCAAGACUCCUUCGUUGUCUCAAGAUGAGUCUCAGUUUCAGAAAAGCAAUGAACUGCAUGUGUCCAAUACUUCGCAACUUGAGGGGAAUAGUACAAAAACAAAACCGCCCGUGCUAUUGAUUGAUCUUGCUCAUGGUGAAGUUGAAUUGACAUGUGAUUUGGCCAAUGGCAAUCAAGCAAAUUCUUCUACAGCAGGAAGUGAUGAAAAUAUGAGUACUUCUGAAGGUGUAUGGGUGAUAUCUGAGGAACUCAAGAACAGUAAACCCCACCGAAGAAAGUACAGAAAAUAUAAAAAAAGGAAAAGCUUUGAAUCCGGAGGAUGUGAAAACACGGAUUCAAACUUCUCUGAUGCAAAUUUUCAAAGAAAAAAAAAUACUCGCUCCAAAAGAGGGUCCCUGCAAGGUAGGAGCUCACAUGUGCCCAAUGUGUCACAAGAGCAGUUGAAGUCAAUAACUUCAGAGUUGAAUGAUAAAAUUCCUUACGUUUCAACAGUCAAUUCAUUCUCAAGCAGGGAAGUAACAAGUGUUGACUUAAAGAAUGGAAACGAGAGGGAUUGUAAAGGUGAACCAAGCUCUAAAUCAUCCCCUCCUGACCGUAGUGAAAAGAAUUUGACCACAGCCAUUGAUGAUAGUGUCAAUAACAGACCUCUCAGGUCAAAGCCAGGAAGAGGAGGGAAGAGAGGUGGUAAGAGGAGGCCAUUUAAUACCUCGGAGAUGACUUCCUUAGCCAGUUCAACUUGCCAACCGUCCAUUGACGCUGUUAAGAAUAAUAAGACUCUUAAUAACAAUUCUAAUCAAAUGACUUACAAUACAACUACCAUUCCUGCACAUGAAAUACAGUCAACCGUUAACUACAAUCAACCAGUAGCGUAUCAGAAUAAAUUUUCUCGCAUUAAUUCAAAUCGAGCCACUAAAAAAAUGAGAAAUAACACCGGCAUUCUCUUGCCAAAGAAAUUGAACCAAGAUUGUAAUUUUUCCAAAAUUGGUAACCAAAAUGCAUGUAAGAAUCCGGCUAAUGGAAAUCCUUUCAUGAGUACCUUUAUGAAACUUUGUGAUGAAACUAGUGAUUCUCAUGGCAGAACAAGCCAAGAUUGCUCAAAGUCUGAAAAAAAUAUUCAUGUUGCCUCGUUGUAGUUGUCGCUAUGUAAAUGCUGAGAACGUUUGCUUCUAAUUUUGGCAAAGACUCAACCAAGUGUGACACCAGAGCACACUAGUUUUUGCAUUAUAAGCUACCUCUUUAUUAAAACUCAAUGAACUGUGAUAGUAUACAAUUCAUAGAAGUAGGGUGUUUUGUGAGAGUUUGAGUAGACCAUAACAAUAUAUUUUACUAAUUUCGAGGCGCGGAACAAUGCUCAACCAUUUAAAGUAAACAAGGCUGCCUUUUUUGUAUUUUAGAUUCGUAAUGUUUUCACUUUUAAGGGUUUACAGGGGUCUCUGUCCCUAUUCUUGUGACUCAGUACAAAGUAGCCUAAUACCUUAGUAGAUAAUGCUCUCCAGAGUUAACCAUGUUUUUACAUGUUGGUUUUUUUAUGUUCUCAUAAUCUAUUUGUCUCAUUCUCAUUGAUGUGUUCCUUUUUUAAGUGGUAAAAAAUUCUAUGUAUAAGUUAAAACCUUCUAAUAUUCUACUUUCUUAAAAAUUAGUUCUAAAUUAUAUAGCUUUCAGCAAGAAAUAUUUCUUGUGUGUGCCUAAAUUUUAAUUGUCUUUUUGUAGUUAUUAUUGAUUUCAUUAUUAUUUAUUAUUAUUAUUAUCAUCAUACAUUAUGCUUAGUUUUUGUAUUUUUCUCUACAACAUUCUCUUAUCAAAUUUAAUUACUAUGUCAAUCAGAGUUUUUAAGUCACCAUUUCCUUCCAGUUUUAAGUGAAAAUAGUCUUACUUUUGUGCUCCUUUUCAGGAGGUGUAGGUCUAUAUCUAAUUACCUCCCCCCCCCCCCCCUCUCAUUUUUUUUCUUUUUAGCGUUAGUUUAUUUUUAAGUAACAGUUUGUAUUUCUGUCCAUUUCUGUUUUUUUUUUUUUUGCACUUAUUCCAAUUUUCAUCAGAUUUCUCUCUUAUUUAAAAGUCGUCCUCUGUUGCACGUUCAGUUCUCAUUUGUCUAUCAGCAUGUUAUCUUUAUCUGCCAACUGCAAUGAAUUUAAGAUUCUGCAAUCAGGAUUAAUGCUCAUCUGUAACUGAUAAUUUUGUAACCGUGCUAUUUAUUUGUUAUAUUAUGUGUUCUUUUUAUUUUUAAAAUUUACUCCGUUCCGAUUGAAAAAUUCACAGCUGAAUCCAUAUUAUACAUCAUUACUUUCAUGGCAAUCCCCUUUAGAAAACUGUGAUUAAUGGCACAUAAAUUACUGACAAAUUUUCCGAAAAUAAUUCUAAUUGUUCAGUCCACUCUUUCUGUUUCAACUCUCAGUUCACUGGUCAGAAUCAUCACAGCACCAUAUUUUCAUUUUUUAAUCAUCAAAAUUGAUCUUUGGCCUUAUGGGCCUGUGACCGACCAGGGAAAGAGUUUUUCAUACUUGUUGAAACAGAAUUUUCCUCUUAUUAGGUUUGUAUUAUUAUUCUUUUAUAUUUAUGGCGCACAUCAUUAGCUUAAGAGUUUUAAGCCAUUUUUUGGGUAAAAAAUCCUUCUUAUUAUGAAGGGUUUUUUCUUGUCUUUCUUUUUAGUCAAUAAUUGUAAGCACCAGUAUGUUUUUAAGUUAGUUAUUUUUCUCUUCUGCUAAAGUGGUGGUAGGAUGAAUUUUUUGAUUGGUGCCUCUGUAAAAUCGAUUGUUAUAGUUUUUUUUUCUUCUCAUUGUCAUUGUCACAUUAAUCUUUCGGAUGUGGAUGAUGUGUCCUGAAGUUUUGAAACUAUAAAUUUAGAAGAAAGGAGUCAAUGCAACUUUUGGACUGUUGUUUUAUAUCACCUAGUAGUAUGUACCUAUCCUAUUCAAACACAAGAA